Messenger RNA from Metarhizium album ARSEF 1941, 1755 nucleotides. Its product is annotated as Major facilitator superfamily domain, general substrate transporter. NCBI's taxonomy places the organism in Eukaryota, Fungi, Ascomycota, Sordariomycetes, Hypocreales, Clavicipitaceae. Gene Ontology annotation, molecular function: transmembrane transporter activity. Bases 1 to 1755 code for a protein of 584 amino acids. The transcript is spliced from 6 exons. Gene Ontology annotation, biological process: transmembrane transport. The record is from RefSeq and is a predicted model, not a curated record.
AUGAUACCAGCCGCCAACGACGUUCCCCAUCACCUCGAGAUGCCCGAGCUCGGGACGCAUCAAUUUGCUGAGAAUCUCGACUCAUCUACCGUUUCCGUCCCAACAGACUGCUGCAAGCCCAACAAGCCAUCAUGGCCUCGCAAGAUACACAUCGUCCUCGCGGGAAUCAUAUGCACCUUCAAUACCAACCUGGGAUCUUCAAUGCCCUCAGGUGCCCUUGUGGCUAUAUCUCAGAAGUUCUCCAUAACAAACAGCUUGCUCCUUGUGCUUCUCAACUCCAUCUACAUGGCCGGGUAUGUCCUUGGGCCACUGCUCUUCGGCCCAAUGAGCGAAUAUCUAGGUCGUCGGCCCGUCCUCAUUGGCACCUUUAUCGGAUAUCUGAUUUUCAUGGCCUGCUGCUCCGUAGCCCCAAACUACACAGCGUUGGUUGUCUUUCGACUGCUGUGCGGCAUCAGCGCCUCCGCCCCCCACAGCAUCGUUGGCGGUCUAUACUCGGAUAUAUUUGACAACCCUUCUCAUCGGGGCACAGCAAUGUCGCUCUACAUGUCGGCCGCCAAUGUAGGGCCGCUUUUGGGACCUCUCAUCUCUGGCUUUUCCUCCCAAAUAUCAUGGCGCUGGCCGUUUUUGUUGGCCGUUCUCAUUGCACUGCCUGGGUUGCCCCUCGUGCUUCUGAUGCCCGAGACGUACGCGCCCGUUCUCUACGACAAUGCGGUUCGGAAGCACAGGAAACAAGGGGCGGCAGUGGCAAGUAACCAGAGAUCCACAUCUCCUCGUCGUGCUUUAGACCCGCGAGAGGUUUUUGUCCGCCCCGCCAAGCUCAUAUGCACCGAGCCAAUUCUCCUCUUUACGUCCCUGUACAUCGCCCUUGCAUAUGCCAUUAUGUAUCUCACAUUUCAAGCGUAUUACAUCAUAUACCAAGAACACUAUGGACUAUCUCCUGGUAUUGCCGGACUGGCUUAUGUGCCGAUACUAAUUGGCGUAACUGUGGCAUUUACUCUCGGCCUCGUAUAUACUUGGUGGCAUGACAAGGCUUGCGCCGCCGGAAAGAGUUGGACGCAACAAGAGGUGUAUCGGCGGCUUCCCAUCGCAUGUUUUGCGGCACCAUGCCUCGUCACCUCCUCGUUUUGGAUUGGUUGGACGGCUUGGCCCGGGGCAACAGCUCCAAUUGUCCCAAUGAUUGGAGGUCUCUUUUUUGGCCUCGGCUCGCAAUUAGUCUACAUUGCCAUGAUCAACUACAUCACAGACAUCUACCGAGAGAGGUCGGCGUCGGCACAUGCUGCUGCGAGCGUGACUCGGUCUGUCGGAGCUGUGCUGCUGCCCUUGGCUGCUAGGCCAAUGUACAGAGACCUGGGCAUCCAUUGGGCUCCAUCUCUGUUGGGCCUCCUUUCCUUUGUCAUUGGCAUCAUUCCCUUUCUUCUCGUCCGUUACGGAGACAAGUCCCUCGCUAACCAGACCCUGCAGGCCUCGCCAUGGCCAAUGCUUCUGCGCUCGGAUACUUCAGGCCCUUCUCACCAUGUUCGUCGACAGGUUCAGCUUCUUUCACCCUCUGUCACUGUGCUGGCGAUCCUGGGCGCCAUUGCUGGUGUCGUCACUCCACUUGGUCUGGGUGAGAAACUCAUAUCCUUACGCGAACAAGGUGGGACAUUCGAAUACUCGCGAGACAUAACGGCAAAGGCAACUUCCACCGCUUCUGCGCCAACUAUUCCGGGGGCGGUUGGAUUCCCUGUCCAUACACGGGUGAUGUCGUGGAAGUGA